This is a messenger RNA of Girardinichthys multiradiatus, 4521 nucleotides long. It is a transcript of the gene tecpr1a, whose product is annotated as tectonin beta-propeller repeat containing 1a. Bases 216 to 3818 code for a protein of 1200 amino acids. Gene Ontology annotation, cellular component: membrane. The record is from RefSeq and is a predicted model, not a curated record. The transcript has 25 exons. NCBI's taxonomy places the organism in Eukaryota, Metazoa, Chordata, Actinopteri, Cyprinodontiformes, Goodeidae.
CUGAGAGCUGCCAGCAGGAAUCCGUGUGUUCCAAGCUGGAACAUGUCGUCUGCUAGAGAACUUAAAAGAACCUCAGUGCCUUUGUUCGCCGUGUUUAUGUUUCGGUUCUGUGAUCUCAGGCGGCCGUACUUCAGAUCAGAAUAAAGAGUGGGUUCCUGCCACCUGCACCGGUCGACAUUUUAUCGGAAGAGGCUCCAGGUUGUUCAGGUAAAGCCAUGCCUGUCUCCCUGCUCUGGGCAGUGGACGCGUACGGGCGCGUCUACUGCCUGUCCACUGUGGGACAGCAGUGGGAGCAGAGCCGUAAUGCCCAGAUGGAAUUCAAGCGGGUGACGGCAGCCCAUCUGUGCUGCUGGGGCAUUGCCUGUGACAACAACAUUUACCUGAACGUCCAUGCAUCUGACCUACCUAUCCGCUACCAAGAGCACACCUUCGAAAAUCAGAGAUGGAAUCCUGUUGACGGUUUCUCUGACCGUUUGCUACUAAGUGACCGCUGGCAGUGGAGUGACAUCACAGGCCUGCAACAUCAACACCUGGACAGCUUCCAGCUUCCCUCCAGCAACUGGGAGUGGGAGGGAGACUGGUAUGUGGAUGAAAACCUUGAGGGAGAGCCCACAGAGAAAGAGGGGUGGACAUAUGCCAUGGAUUUUCCUGCCACCUACACCAAAGAAAAGAAGUGGAACUCCUGUGUCCGUCGCAGGCGAUGGCUCCGCUACAGGAGGUACAACGCCAUGGACACCUGGGCUAAGAUCCCCCCACAGCAGGCAGCUCUACCAGAUCCCUUUAGCGACCUCAGCUGUGGAGGCUGGGAGAUCAGUGAGGAUCCUAGUGGCCAGCAGUCUCUUUGGGCCGUGUCCCUCCAGGGAAAGGUGUGGUUCAGAGAAGGAAUCUCUCACCACAAUCCUGAGGGCUCUUCAUGGGUGGAGGUGCCUCUCCCUGGAGAGGUGGUCCAGAUCAGCUGCGGCCCCGUGGACCUGGUCUGGGCUGUGCUAUGGGAAGGGCAACUCAUAGCCAGGGAGGGCAUUAGUCGAGACUGCUCAAGAGGUACUUCCUGGGCAGUGGUGGAGUCUCCCAACCCUGAGGUUGGGGCUAUACAUGUAGCUGUGGGAAUUAAUGUAGUCUGGGCUGUGACCAAAGAUAAUAAAGUGUGGUUUAGGCGAGGUGUGAACUCUCACAACCCCUGUGGUUCUGGAUGGAUCAGCAUGGUUGGAGAAAUGAUCAUGAUCAAUGUGGGACUGAAUGACCAGGUUUGGGCUAUCGGCUGUGAGGACCGGGGAGUUUACUUCAGACAGGGCGUUACUUCCAGUGAACUGAGUGGAAAAACCUGGAAGGCAAUCAGUGUUCCUCGAGAUGGGGAUCGAUCCCACUCCAGUGCCAGCACAAACAGUCUACACAGUGCUGGUUGUUUUUUCUCUGGUGAGGUGCGGGCUCCAUCAGUAGUAAGUGAUGCUGAAUCAGACAGAGAAAAUCCAGCAGGGGAUGCAGUCAUCAGCAAUGUCGCAUUUCCUUGCCCAGACACCUCUGUUGAUGCCCCCAAAAAUGCUUCAUCUGAACUGUGCACUGAACCGCUUAAGUCCCACAUCCCCAAGGUCACAAGCGACAGCUUCAUCUCUGAACUUGUCUCUGACCGAAAACCAACGAAGACAUCAAGAUAUGUUGAAUUGCCCUCUUCUGCUGUUUUGAAGGAGGAGGUCAUCCCUGGUGAAGGAGAGGUUGAUGUUCUGUCCAGUGAUGCUAUUACCUACACUCAGUCAGGUGGUCCUCCUGAUCUCCAGUGGAGUAAUGUAGAUCUGGAGGAGGCACAGAUCCAGCAUGUUCGAACAGGAGCUGUGCCAGACCUCACUGACUCUUGCAGUUUGACAUCAGUGGCAACCUUCACCCUCGCCAUGGAGGACCAGUAUGGGGCAGAUGAGCACCCUCUGUGGGCAUGGGUCAGCGGAGGAGGCUGCUCUGUGGAGUGUCACUCUCAACUUAACUGGUUUAACUGCUCUUUGAACACAUCUGUGCUUCAGUCCAUGAGUCUUUCAGUGUCUCCUGCUCAGACGGCUGCUUGGCGGAAACAAAUCUUUGAGCAGCUCAGCGAAAGGUCCAAGAGAGAAAUGGAUAAUUUCAGACAUUAUGAACAAGCCAUUGAACAGUCGGUGUGGGUAAAGAAGGGACCCUUGCAAUGGUGGAGGGACUGGAAGCCACAUAAGUGGAUCGAUGUUCACUUUGCCCUGGAACAGUUUUCAGGAGCUGAGGGGGACAAGGAUGGCAUAUUAUUUAUUUAUUACAAUUACAAUGAGGAGAAGAAGUACCUUCACGCCUUCAUUAAUGAAGUGACCAUUCUGGUUCCUGUGCUCAACGAUUCGAAGCACACUUUUGCCAUCUACACUCCUGAACGCAUCAAACAGAGGUGGCCAAUAAGAUUAGCAGCUGCCACAGAGCUGGAGAUGUAUGAUUGGCUGGCUUUGUUAAGUGUUUGCUGCAGUGACUCCAGAGGAAUCCACGGUCCUCCGUCCAAACAGGCAAUCUGGUCCAUCACUUGUAAAGGGGACAUCUUUGUUAGUGAGCCUUCCUCUGCCCUCGAAGCCAUGCCUUAUCCCACACCCUGUGAUCAAAUGUUCUGGCGGCAGGUCGGAGGUCACCUGCGUUUAGUGGAUUGUAACAGUCUGGGGAUAGUGUGGGGCAUCGGCUAUGACCACACUGCCUGGGUCUACUCCGGAGGCUAUGGAGGCGGCUUUUUCCAGGGAUUGGCCAGCAGCACAGAUAACAUUUAUACACAGACUGACGUCAAGAGUGUUCACAUCUAUGAGAACCAGAGGUGGAACCCCGUUACUGGCUACUCCAACAGAGGCCUUCCAACAGACCGCUACAUGUGGAGUGAUGCCUCAGGAUACCACGAGUGCACUAGGGCUGGUACAAAACCUCCUUCCCCUCAGUGGACAUGGGUGUCUGACUGGGCUGUUGACUACAGCGUCUCUGGGGGAACAGACAGAGAGGGCUGGCAAUAUGCUGCAGAUUUUCCAGCGUCCUAUCAUGGCUUUAAAACCAUAAAGGACUUUGUGCGGCGCAGGCGAUGGGCCAGGAAAUGUAAAUUGACAACAACAGGACCUUGGCAAGAAAUCCCACCAAUCCCACUGAGUGAUGUCACAAUCCUGCCGUGUGCCGUUCACAGCAGCAUGGAUCCAGUUCCUCUGUGGGCGAUAAGCGACAAAGGAGAUGUCCUAUGUCGACUGGGAGUCACCCCACUGACACCUGCUGGAACCUCAUGGCUUCAUGUUGGGACAGACCAGCCUUUCAAGUCCAUCUCUGUCGGGGCUGCCAGCCAGGUUUGGGGCAUUGCCAGGGACGGUUCUGCCUUCUAUCGAGGGUCUGUCUCAGCACAAAGCUCAGCAGGCGACUGUUGGUACCACAUCCCUUCUCCGGCUAAACAGAAGCUGAAGCAGGUCUCCGUUGGCAAAACAUCAGUUUACACUGUGGACGAAAAUGGUAACUUGUGGUACAGACUGGGAGUGACCCCCAGCUACCCUCAGGGCUCCUCCUGGGAGCACAUCUCAAACAAUGUGCGCAAAGUUUCUGUAGGGCCCUUGGACCAGGUGUGGAUCAUAGCAGACAAGGUUCAGGGCAGCCACAGUCUGAGCUGUGGGACGGUGUGCCAUCGACUUGGAGUCCAACCCAUGGAACCCAAGGGACAAUCAUGGGAUUAUGGCAUUGGGGGUGGAUGGGACCAUAUCACAGUAAGAGGAAACUCCAUGGAGCCACCACACAUCCGUCUUUCCUCUAUGACGGACCCUUCUCUCGCAGCCCCUCACACCCCCCUCCCGGCCAGGAGCACAUAGAUAAUCAUCACCUUGAGCCAUCAAACACCAGGAUACCUUUGUAUUACAUAUAUUUUUAAAGGCACUUUUACCUUUAGGCUUAAAGUUGCAGGCAGGUUGUAGUAUUCAGGCAGUCUGAGCCAAUUAUAUAUUUCUCUAGACAUUCAACUUUUAACCUCUGUGGUUUGUUCUUUGCUAGAGGUGUUUGUAUCUAGUUGCCUAAGCUUGAUGAUCUUGAUGCAUUUUUUUCAGUAGAUGUGAUUCAUUUAUUUUAUGUUGGUUUGUAUCGAACUCCGUUUCGAGUCAAGGUACCGUUAAAAAAAUCAUGUCUUUAAUAAACGAUACAAUAACUUCACAUCACCUUCCCAACAGAUUUUCUGCUGAAUUUAGGCCAUUUUCCUCUCAUAUCACUCUUGUGUUGAUCUGGAUUUAUUCUUGGACAUACAUUUCUACAAUUAUUGAACUACCUUCACCACUCCAUGUUACACAUAUAAUGCUGUGUAUAUUUUAGUACCCAUCUCCUGAUUAAUAUCUUUGUACAGUAGGAUUCUUCUGAUCCUUUGUCACAUCUCUGCAACAUAUGGCUUUAGUUCAAGGAUGCAAAUGAGAAAAUGCCACAAAAAUCCUUUAUUUCCAGGCAAGCAGAUUUAUUAUAAUUAAUAGCAGAUGUAAAUUUAAUUUUAAGGACUGAUUGUUAAAACUGAAUUAAAAGGUUUUAGUUUAA